CGCCUCGCGGAGUUGGGAGAAGGCCGGCUUGGGGGGGGGGGUGUGGAAAAAUAAAAGGAAAAGUCCCCGCACCAUGUAACUCCGCGCCCCGCCUCGGCGCCCCCGCCGCCCGGGGCUCCCCAUCCGCGGCAAUGAACGCGAGCAGCGAGGCCGAGGGCUUCCCGGGCUCGGUGCAAAUUCCAGGUGCCACAACGGUGCUGGUUGAGCUCACUCCCGACAUCCACAUCUGUGGCAUCUGCAAGCAGCAGUUUAACAACCUGGAUGCCUUUGUAGCUCACAAGCAAAGUGGCUGCCAGCUGACUAGCACGCCCGGGGCAGCCCCCAGCACAGUCCAGUUUGUGUCGGAGGAGACAGUGCCUGCCACCCAGACUCAGACCACCACCAGAACCAUCACCUCGGAAACCCAGACCAUCACAGUUUCAGCUCCAGAAUUUGUAUUUGAACAUGGCUAUCAAACUUACCUACCCACGGAAAGCAACGAAAACCAGACAGCCACUGUCAUCUCUCUCCCUGCCAAGUCACGCACCAAAAAGCCAGCAGCCCCACCUGCUCAGAAAAGGCUUACCUGUUGCUAUCCAGGUUGCCAAUUCAAGACUGCUUAUGGCAUGAAGGACAUGGAGCGGCAUUUAAAAAUUCACACAGGAGACAAACCCCAUAAGUGUGAAGUCUGUGGCAAGUGCUUCAGCCGGAAGGAUAAACUGAAGACGCACAUGCGAUGCCACACCGGUGUUAAGCCCUACAAGUGCAAAACGUGUGACUACGCUGCGGCCGACAGCAGCAGCCUUAACAAGCACCUGCGGAUCCAUUCCGACGAGCGGCCCUUCAAGUGCCAGAUCUGCCCCUACGCCAGCCGCAACUCCAGCCAGCUCACCGUCCACCUCCGCUCCCACACGGGGGAUGCCCCCUUCCAGUGCUGGCUCUGUAGCGCCAAGUUCAAAAUCAGCUCGGACUUGAAAAGGCACAUGCGCGUGCACUCGGGGGAGAAGCCUUUCAAAUGUGAGUUCUGCAAUGUCCGAUGCACCAUGAAAGGGAACCUCAAGUCGCACAUCCGCAUCAAGCACAGUGGGAACAACUUCAAGUGUCCGCACUGCGACUUCCUGGGCGACAGCAAGGCCACGCUGCGGAAACACAGCCGGGUGCACCAGUCGGAGCACCCGGAGAAGUGCUCCGAGUGCAGCUACUCGUGCUCCAGCAAGGCGGCCCUGCGCGUGCACGAGCGCAUCCAUUGUACCGACCGCCCCUUCAAGUGCAGCUACUGCAGCUUCGACACCAAGCAGCCCAGCAACCUGAGCAAGCACAUGAAGAAGUUCCACGGGGACAUGGUCAAGACCGAGGCCUUGGAGAGGAAGGACACGGCCAGACAGAGCAGCCGCCAGGUGGCCAAGCUGGACGCCAAGAAGACUUUUCACUGUGAUAUAUGCGACGCCUCGUUCAUGCGGGAGGAUUCGCUCCGCAGCCACAAGAGGCAGCACAGUGAAUACAGUGAGAACAAGAACCCGGAUGUGACGGUGCUGCAGUUCCAGAUCGAGCCAGGCAAGCAGCCCGCCGCGCCCAUCGCCGUAGGCCAUCUCCAGGUGCCUCUCCAGCCCAACCCGGUGCCCCCGUUCAGCGACGGGAGAGUCAAAAUCAUCGUGGGGCAUCAGCUGCCCCAGACCAACACCAUCGUCCAGGCCGCCGCCGCCGCCACCGCAGUGAACAUCGUGCCCCCCGCCCUGGUGGCUCAGAGCGCAGAGGACCUCCCGGGGAACAGCCGGCUGCAGAUCCUGCGCCAGGUCAGCCUGAUCGCCCCUCCUCAGGCCUCGGGGUGUCCGAGCGAGGCGGCAGCCAUGGCCCAGCCGACUGUGCUGCUGACCACGCACGAGCAGGCGGAAGGAGCCGCGCUGCACCAGACUCUGAUCCCCGCAGCCCCCGGCGGCGCCCCGGAAGGUUCCGGCAACCAGACUUUCAUCACCAGCUCGGGCAUUACUUGCACGGACUUUGAAGGCCUUAACGCUCUGAUCCAGGAGGGGGCAGCGGAAGUGACGGUGGUGAGCGAUGGGGGUCAGAGCAUUGCUGUGGCCACCACAGCGCCCCCUAUAUUCUCCUCCUCUUCCCAGCAAGAGCUCCCCAAGCAGACUUACUCCAUCAUUCAAGGGGCGGCCCACCCUGCUCUGCUCUGUCCAGCCGACUCCAUACCAGACUAGCGCUUGAAAAGAAACAGGAAUGGGCGCGAAGCAGAGCCGAGCAAAGACACCCUGAGUAGAAUUGUC
Orycteropus afer afer is the source of this 2249-nucleotide messenger RNA. NCBI's taxonomy places the organism in Eukaryota, Metazoa, Chordata, Mammalia, Tubulidentata, Orycteropodidae. The record is from RefSeq and is a predicted model, not a curated record.